This is a messenger RNA of Brassica oleracea var. oleracea, 1150 nucleotides long. Its product is annotated as LOB domain-containing protein 37-like. NCBI's taxonomy places the organism in Eukaryota, Viridiplantae, Streptophyta, Magnoliopsida, Brassicales, Brassicaceae. The record is from RefSeq and is a predicted model, not a curated record. The coding region runs from base 166 to 933 and encodes 255 amino acids. The transcript has 2 exons. Gene Ontology annotation, biological process: regulation of gene expression.
UAUCUUCAGAAACAUCUACUCCCUCUCUCUCUCUCUCUCUUUCUUUCCGUGCAAAGAUCACUUGUUCCCAAAGCAAAAUCUUCCGAUAUUCUUUCAGACAUCAGCAACCAACCAGUUGGAACAGAGAAUCAAAAGCUUAGCAGAUAAAUUAUUCAGACAAAAAAAAUGAGCUGCAAUGGUUGCCGUGUGCUCCGAAAAGGUUGCAGCGAGAACUGCAUACUCCGACCAUGUAUUCAGUGGAUAGAAACCGCCGAUGCACAGGGACACGCCACCGUAUUCGUAGCUAAAUUCUUCGGUCGAGCCGGUUUAAUGUCUUUCAUCUCCGCUGUACCGGAAUCUCAACGACCCGCUUUGUUUCAGUCUUUGCUCUACGAAGCAUGUGGAAGAACAGUGAACCCAGUCAACGGAGCAAUCGGGAUGCUGUGGACGGGAAACUGGAACGUCUGCCAAGCUGCUGUUGAGACGGUGCUUCGCGGCGGUUCCUUGAGACCGAUCCCUGAGCUUCUCGCUCACGGCGGCGGUUUCGCUGGCUUUCCAACGGCUACUUCUGAAGAAGCAUCCGAGAUCUGCACGGAAAUGUUGAAUCUCCAGCAGAACGAUGGUUCCGACGACCGUAACAUGUACCAUCACUCUAGAUUUUCAAGCUCUAGAACCAGAUCCAGACUAGAUUCUUCUCCGACCAAACGUAAGCGAGUAGCGUGUUCGGAGCAACAACCAUCAUCGGAGCUUGAUCUAUCUUUGAUCCCUAAUUUCCCUAUUAAAACAACGCCUUCUUCCACACGGCAGCGAUCAAGAACACCCUCGAUGAACUCUGAGGAGUCAGUGACUACUACUACUACACCGACGUCGUUUUGGGAUAACACUGCUACUGGUGGUGACAUGUACGGAAACGGAGGAGGAGAGACAAGCAAGCUGCUUAACCUUUUUGUUUAAGUAAACGUUGUUGUUUUUUUCUUCUCUGAUUUAGUUAAUUAAUUAGGUUUCGAAAAUGUAAUUUUACUCAUUUUCUUCACUAUUUUCGUGGAUAAAAUUUUGGGACAGGCCAGUUAUAACUACGCGGUUUUGUUCUCACGGUUCACAAGUUAUUAACCAUUGUUAAUCUGUAAUACUGAGGAUUAUUGUUCAAACAAACAAAAAAUAUUGCAGGUGA